AUGCUGAGGGAAUCCGAUAUAGAUUCCCUGAACAAUCACUUAGCAUCCGUGAAUCAGGAAAACCAACGCAACCAUGAGAAUUUACAAGAUUUGCUGAACCAGUUUAAAAGCCUUUUGGAUGACUACAGCUCCCUGAAGAGUGAUUAUGAGGAGGUCAAAGAAGGUCGAGAGAAGUACAAGAGGCAAGCCCGAGGCCAGGAACGGAACCCAUUUGUUCUAGUUCUUGUGGAUGGCGAUGGCUACCUUUUCAAGGAACAUUUUCUUAAGGCUGGAAGUGAGGGUGGCAUUAAGGCCGCCCGCGAACUGAGCGACUCCGUUAGGGAGCUGAUGCAUUCGACAAUGGGAAUGCAAGCUGACUCGUGUCGGAUCAUGGUCCGUGUUUAUGCCAAUAUUCUUGGACUGUCUAAAGCCCUCGCUCGCGCUGGCAUGGUUGGACAUGAAGCCCGAUCCCUUUCCCCAUUUACCUCGUCGUUCACUCGCGCCCAGGAUCUUUUUGACUUCGUCGAUGCUGCCGAGAAAAAAAGAAGGCAGCGACUUCAAAAUUAG
This is a messenger RNA of Penicillium verhagenii, 546 nucleotides long. RefSeq names its product Zinc finger CCCH-type. The coding region runs from base 1 to 546 and encodes 181 amino acids. The transcript is spliced from 3 exons. Lineage: Eukaryota; Fungi; Ascomycota; Eurotiomycetes; Eurotiales; Aspergillaceae. The record is from RefSeq and is a predicted model, not a curated record.